Molecule: messenger RNA, 429 nt
Organism: Ostertagia ostertagi
Lineage: Eukaryota; Metazoa; Nematoda; Chromadorea; Rhabditida; Trichostrongylidae
Source: the annotation of a GenBank genome assembly
UUCUUCGUGUUUCUUGGAAAAUACUUGGAAAUCCAAUUCGGCGUGCCGCAGUAUCGGAUUCAAAAAUACCUAGCUGCACUAGGCCGUGCGUUGGAUUUGGCUUGUGGAAAGAAGGCUGCUACAUGCGCCGUCUGCUCACUAGUGGCUGCCUUGUUGUCUUUUGCAAAUGGCUUUGUCGGAUGCAAAUCUGUGAUCGGACAGAUUGGAGACCAGGGCGUAGCAAACAACUUCUCAUUUCCCUCAUGCCGAAAGGAUUGCGUUUGUGACGGAAUGCCCUUCUAUCCUGUUUGCAAUAGAAAGCGAAGGAGACGUCUUUUACUCGCCUUGUCAAGCCGGUUGUCCUUUGAGCGGAGCCAAUUUCAGUAUCUACACAAAGAUGGAGAAAGGGAUGCCACUGACCUUCACGGAGUGCGAAUGUUCUGGAACUCG